UAAAAAACCCAAUUGUUUAUUAAAGUGUGUGUGUGUGCAUGAGAAUUUGUAUGUGUUUGUGCAUGGUGUGUGUGAGAGAAUGCGUGUGUGUGUGUGUGUGUGUGCGUGAUGUGUGUGAGAGAAUGUGUAUGUGUGUGUUUAUGGUGUGUAUGUGUGUGCAUGUGUGUGGUGUGUGUGUGUGUUUAGGCCAGUGGAGCAAGUUCUCUUCACGGGGGUCCUGAGGUUUGAAUUCAGAUCAGACUGGGUGGCAAGCACCCUUACCCACUGAGCCAUCUGGCUAGCCUCAUCUCGAUUCUGAGUCUAUGACCUUAUUUGUGUAAAGCAUUUGACUUGUAUCACAAUGUAGCUUUGAUUGCCUGUCUUCUUCCGGCCAGCACAUUUCCAUUGUCAGGCAAAGCUCGAAUGAAUGUGUGGAGCUUUAACCCAGCGGAGGGAAAGCAGAGCUUGCUCUGUGGCAAUCCAGACAACAUUAAAUUGAGCCUCAAACGGGAGAGUUUUGCUUGCUUGCUUUUGCACCCAUCUAGGCUAGUCUGUUUCUAAUUUGUAGUUUGUUUUUCUUCUCUUCUUCUCCUUUGGUCGUACUUUUCACAAGAGCAGUUGUUUCCUCCGUGAAUCCUGGGAAGUGAUAUUCACUGUUGGGCUUUCUUUAUGCCUGUGAUGUCUCAUCCUCUAUUAAGUACACCUAUUUCCAGACAAUGAUGGUUCUUUUUUCUAAAAGUAACUUUUGGCUAGUGGAAUCACACCUGUAAUUUCAGCAAUUGGGAAGCUGUGGCAGGAUGAUUCCUAUGAGUUCAAGGCCAGCACAGGUUAAUGAGCAAAAUCACGUCUCAAAAUAAAGCAAACACCCCAGAGCCGUCCCUUCCUGGGACGCAUGUCGGUAAUCUCAGCAGCUGAGAGGCAGGAGGAUCUCCAAGAGUUCCAGGACAACCAAGCUUAUAUAGUAAGGGCGUAGCAGAGAACAAACAACAAUAUCUUAUGUUUUGGUUUGGUCUGAGAGUAUAGACUUGGUUACUCUAAAACUGGCUAUGUAGCCCAGGCCGGCCUGGAACUCGUGGCAACCUUCCUGCUUCUGCCUCAGACUUCUUUCCAUAAAUAUUAGGGAGAAAAUUAUGCCCCUAGGGACAUUCAUGAAGGAGGACUGCAAAUUCAAGGUCUGAAUUGUCUUGUCUCGAAUAACGAGAUGGGGAGGAAGGGAGAAGGGCUUGUAGAUCUAGAAGAGAUUAUGCAAGUCAGCCAAGAACUUGCAACAUUAAUAUCCUUUUCCAAAGAUGUAAAUCGGCAGCAGGCACCGCGAAGGCCACUAGGAUGAACAGAGCCUCUCCCUCUAAAGGUCUCCGAGAGACGUUCCUCUGGACGUCUACAGCCAUCUGCCGUUGACACGCCCACGACGUCCCCUCUGCGCCUACGUAUCAGGUCCUGUGACCACGGACUCGCCAAGUAGUUUGUGCCAAGCGACCUCGCUCCCCCAGCCAUCUCCGCAGCUCCUCAGACAAGCACCCAGCGCCCUUUCUUUCUCGCCAGAGGUGUCAAAGAAACUACAUCUCCCGACAGGCAGCGUUACCCCUUCCUUCCUCGCUCUCCCGAUCCCGAUCCCUGGCAACCGCGUGACGUGAGGGGACCGGGAGCUGCGGUCACCGCUUCAGUGACAGCCUACCCGGCGCGCGGGCCGGAGCAGGGCGAAGGCAGCCGGAGCCCGCGCCGCCCUUCCUGCCCGGCCUCCCCUGCAGCUCGCCGCCGCCCGGAGUGCCAGGCAGGGGCGCGCGCAUGGCCUCUGCGGGCGCGCGGAGGCUCCCGGCCCCGACGCGCGCGGCCGCCCGGAGCUGCGGCGGCUUCUCGCUCUGCCCGGGCGCGCGCUCCGUCCCAACCCCGCCCCCGGGCCCUCCGCGGCCGCCGCGGCCAAUGAGGUUUCUGAUUUCCUGUAACCUUUUCUUGCCUCGCGCUGCCCAAGUCUUGGCGAUAGAGGCUGGCCUACCUCCUAGUCGUUCCUUCAUGGGCUUUGCUGCCCCCUUCACCAACAAGCGAAAGGCUUACUCGGAGCGUAGGAUCAUGGGGUACUCAAUGCAGGAGAUGUUUGAGGUGGUGUCCAAUGUCCAGGAGUACCGAGAGUUUGUGCCGUGGUGUAAGAAGUCACUGGUAGUAUCCAGCCGUAAGGGUCACCUGAAAGCCCAGCUGGAGGUUGGGUUUCCACCUGUCUUGGAACGUUAUACCUCUGCAGUCUCCAUGGUCAAACCACACAUGGUCAAGGCUGUUUGCACUGAUGGCAAGCUCUUCAACCACUUAGAGACUAUUUGGCGAUUCAGCCCUGGUAUUCCCGCUUACCCUCGAACCUGCACUGUGGACUUCUCUAUUUCCUUUGAAUUUCGUUCUCUGCUCCACUCCCAGCUGGCAACCAUGUUUUUUGAUGAGGUUGUAAAACAGAACGUUGCUGCCUUUGAGCGUCGGGCGGCAACCAAGUUUGGCCCAGAAACAGCCAUCCCCCGUGAACUGAUGUUCCAUGAAGUGCACCAAACUUGAGACAAGGGAUUGCUCCUUUGCCUCUAACCCCUCUUCCCACUCAAUUUUAUUUAUUUGGUUUGGCUCUUGCUCUGAGAGAGGUCUAAGUUUCACCUUUCAAUUCUUCCUAAACUGGGCUGCAUGCUGUCUGGACACAGAGACAGAUACACAGGAAAGGGUCAGGCACACUCUGAAAGCCUCACAUGCCCACAGCAGGUGCACACCUAAUAAAAGCCAGGGCUGUAGCUGUCUCUGGGCCAGGUCAAGAAACUACUCAGUCAAGGAAUAUAGUAGUAACUUCCUCACACAGAGACACUGGCUGGCAAGUAGCUUUUACCCUGCUAAGAUUUCUCAGGAGAAAAGGCAACCUGCCUCAGUUUAGGAACAUGACCAUGCUGUCUGAGAGGUAGAGAGUGAGGAGCUGCUUUACCACAGAGCCACGGAGCAAAGGAGGAGCAAUCACUCAACAGUGUUGUUCAUACUGUUGGGAUGCACCUUUUCUUCUUCCAUGUGGCUUGAGUUUUUAUAAAACUUCAAUAAAUGGUGACAGUGUGAA
Arvicanthis niloticus (Nile rat) is the source of this 3049-nucleotide messenger RNA. The record is from RefSeq and is a predicted model, not a curated record. Lineage: Eukaryota; Metazoa; Chordata; Mammalia; Rodentia; Muridae.